Messenger RNA from Bacidia gigantensis, 1101 nucleotides. RefSeq lists its product as uncharacterized. The transcript has 3 exons. Gene Ontology annotation, molecular function: oxidoreductase activity. Bases 1 to 1101 code for a protein of 366 amino acids. Lineage: Eukaryota; Fungi; Ascomycota; Lecanoromycetes; Lecanorales; Ramalinaceae. The record is from RefSeq and is a predicted model, not a curated record.
AUGGUGCCUCCCCAGCUCCCAGACACCAUGCUCGCAGUGCGCGUAGAAGAAUUUCACCAACCCUACUCUCUCCGUCAAAUCCCCACCCCUAGCCCCAGCAAUCUGGGCCCUAAUGACCUCCUCUUAAAAGUCGGCGUGGCAUCCUACUGCCACACCGACAGCAUGGUCAUCGAGGGCGAAAUUGCCAAACACCCUCAAAUCACCGCCUCCCAUGAAGCUGCGGGUACAGUUCUCGCCACUGGUUCCUCCGCCACCGAUUUCCCUGUCGGUUCCCGCGUCAUGGUAGGCGUGCCGUUCCACCGUUGUGGAAGUUGUGCCGAGUGCCAAGGCUCGGAGGAAUACAAGCAGUAUUGUACCAAUGGUGAUUAUUUUGGCGUUACUACAGAUGGCGGGUUUGCAGAAUAUGCGAUUGCGGAUGCGAGGGAGGCUUGUGUUCUUCCUGACGCGGUGGGCUUUGAUACGGCGGCCCCGUUGGCGUGUGCGGGGUGUACUGUGUGGAGAGGUGUGUUGCGGGCGGACCUGAAGGAAGGACAGUGGCUUGGCAUAGUUGGUGCUGGAGGGGGGCUGGGGCAUUUGGGGGUGCAGUUUGCGAAGGCGUUGGGGUUAAAGGUUGUGGGGAUUGAUGCGAAAGAUCUGGCGCUGGAGUUGGCGAGAGAGUGUGGCGCUGAUGUCGUUGUUGAUGCAAGGAAGGGGACGAAAGAGGUUGUGGAGGCUGUGAAAGGGGUUACGGGUGGGGAGGGAGUAGAGGUGGCGAUUAAUGUUAGUGGUGCUGACGAGGCUGCUGCGCUGUCUUGUGCUAUGACGAGGGUGCAUGGAACUGUGAUACAAUUGGCCCAGCCGACGGAGGUGAAAAUACCGUAUCCAGAACUGAUAUUUAGGGACAUUAGAAUCAAAGGCAGUUUAAUAUCUACAAAGCAAGAAGCAGAACGGAUGCUUCAGACCGUUGCGGAUCACAAUGUCAAGGUUCAGACGAAUUUUUUCUUUGGAUUGGAGGAAGUGCCCAAGCUGGUUGACUUUGUUCACGCCGGGAAGAUGGCAGGCAAAGGUAUAGUCGUUGUGGACGAGGAAGAGCAGAGGCGAAUUAAACAGGCAAAGCAUUAA